CUUGAGUCGCAGUCUACUCUCUGGCUGUUUUAGUCUCUCUCCGGCUUCCAUAGGGAGGCGGGAGUAGAGCGGUCGUCUUGGCUUCCCCCCUGCGAAGCUAUCUGCGGGCGCCCCCAGCUGCUGGCACCAUGCUGAGUUCCCCUUCAGCCCCCGUCCUCUGCCUUCUCCGGAGGAUCGCAGGGGCAGCGUGCAAAAUCCGGAGGCAGCCAACUCUCCAUCAGGUUUGCUCCCCUUUUGCCACGGGAUCCAGGCAAGAUGUUGGCACAAUCUAUGAACUUCGUACUUAUGAUAUCAAGCCAGCAAAGACAAAGGAAUUCCUUGAAUUGGUCAAUAAGAGUAUUAAUAUUCGUUUGGCUCACUCGGAGAUGAUUGGAUUCUGGAUGGCGGAGUUUGGUUCAAUGAACAAGGCCUUCCACAUUUGGAAAUAUGAUAACUUUGCCCAUAGAGCAGCUGCAAGGAAAGCUGUAGUGAAUGAUAAAGAAUGGCAGGAAAAGUUGACUACAAUUUUACCACUGCUGUAUAAACAGCACAUGGAAAUUGCUUACCUGGUCCCAUGGUGUGAACUUGGGGUUUCUCCAAAACCAGGAGUUUAUGAGUUGGUUACUUAUCAACUGAAACCAGGUGGGCCAGCAUUGUGGGGAAAGUCUUUCAAAGCAGCAAUUGAUGCUCACAUCAGUAAAGGCUACACUAAGCUGAUUGGUGUCUUCCACACAGAAUAUGGAGCACUUAAUACAGUUCAAGUGCUUUGGUGGUAUGAGAACCCAGAUGCCCGUGCAGCUGGAAGGCACGAUGCCCACGAAGAUGCUAGGGUGGUAGCAGCUGUACGGGAGAGUGUCCAGUUCUUGGAAUCCCAGAAAAACAUGCUCCUGAUUCCUACAUCAUUUUCACCUUUGAAGUAGUUCUCUACCUACGGAGGAGAAACAGUCUGCACCUAUCCUCCACUACAAUAUUUGUGUCUUAUUGCAGGUAGAGUGUAGCCUUGUAAGAUAUUGCAUUGUAUCUGAAACAAACUCAAUUAUGCAACCGUUAACAAAGUUUAUUUCCUGUCUAUAUUAAACAACAACAGCAAAAACAAAUCUAGGCUCAAAUCAUACAAACAUUUCAUGAAAUUUAGCACAGGAUCUCAGUCCUAAGGGAUCUUCCAAAAGAUUUCACUUCUUUCUGACAGAAGUGAAAAUAUGCAGGACAAGCUGUUGAUUUAGUUGUUUUAAAAAUCCCCUUUAAACUGUUUAUGGAUGCAAUCAAGAAUAACAAAACUAUGGAUUCCUACAUGCUGAAAUGCUCAAACCCAAAGGUAAAUACUAAAAAGGAGGUGUCCUAGUGGUCCCUUGUACAAGUGGUGAAUCCUUCACACACUAACUUGUACUGCAAUACCAAUUACUAGGGGUUUUUUAACAGAUGUAACAGUCAUUAUCUAGAUUACAGUGCACCAUAAACAGAAAAAAGGAAUAUUGUUUCCCUUGCUAGAGCUGCUCUUAAAUAUAUAUUGCUGGAUCUGAUCACUCUAUAAAAUCCAUUGCUGCUAGGUUUGUUGCUGCUUUGCAUAUCAUUUUUUAAAAACGGAAAAGCAGCCUACAAAUAUUUAAAUAAGUUGUGAUGGUCAGGACUAUUAAUAUGAAACUAAACAUGGAUGAAUUAUUCAUGGUUUUUGUUAUGAAUUAUAUGUAUCAAAUUCUAUUCUUUAUCAUUGAGUUGUUUUUGGCCUUUUAGAUAAAACUAUUUCUUUGGCAUUUUAGAAGAAAACUUUAUUAUGGAGUAAAGCUUAAAUUCAAUAAAUUCUUAUGAAAUAUUGAUAA
This is a messenger RNA of Hemicordylus capensis (graceful crag lizard), 1796 nucleotides long. Its product is annotated as protein NipSnap homolog 3B-like. Gene Ontology annotation, cellular component: mitochondrion. The transcript is spliced from 6 exons. NCBI's taxonomy places the organism in Eukaryota, Metazoa, Chordata, Lepidosauria, Squamata, Cordylidae. The record is from RefSeq and is a predicted model, not a curated record. The coding region runs from base 129 to 899 and encodes 256 amino acids.